This is a messenger RNA of Penicillium argentinense, 1650 nucleotides long. Its product is annotated as amino acid permease/ SLC12A domain-containing protein. The transcript has 2 exons. The record is from RefSeq and is a predicted model, not a curated record. Gene Ontology annotation, biological process: amino acid transmembrane transport. Gene Ontology annotation, molecular function: amino acid transmembrane transporter activity. The coding region runs from base 1 to 1650 and encodes 549 amino acids. NCBI's taxonomy places the organism in Eukaryota, Fungi, Ascomycota, Eurotiomycetes, Eurotiales, Aspergillaceae. Gene Ontology annotation, cellular component: membrane.
AUGGGGGCAAAGGACGAGAUGGAAGAUCUCAAACUUCCUGCUGAGGCAAACGUGGAGCAUGGGCAGACUAUCAAUGUGCAAGGUCUACACCGCAGGCUGAACAACCGACAGGUGCAGCUGAUUGCAAUCGGGGGCUCCAUCGGAACCGCUCUUUUCGUCAGUAUCGGUAAUGGCCUGGGAUCCGGUGGAGCGGCCAGUCUGUUCAUCGCAUACAGUCUCUACUGUGUCUUCCUUGCCUGUAUAAACAACUCGCUGGCUGAAAUGACGGUCCUCCACCCCGUGUCAGGUGGAUUCAUUCGUCUGGCAGGGAAAUGGGUAGACGAUUCCGUGGGCUUCAUGGUCGGAUGGAACUUCUUCUUCUACGAGGCAUUGAUGAUUCCUUUUGAGAUCACGGCAAUAAACCUGAUCUUGGGUUACUGGAGAGACGACAUCCCGGUCGCGGCCGUCUGUGCUGUCGUUAUCGUUCUCUAUGCUCUACUGAAUGUGCUGGUUGUUACCGCAUACGGCGAGGCCGAGUUUUGGCUUUCAUCCGGCAAGGUCAUCCUCAUAUUCAUGCUAUUUUUCUUCACCUUUAUCACAAUGGUGGGCGGCAAUCCUCAACACGACGCAUACGGGUUCCGACACUGGCAAAAGCCCAGUGCAUUCGCCGAAUUCCGGAACUCCGGAGACCUCGGUCGCUUUCAGGGCUUCCUUGCAGCCUUAUGGUCUGCUGCAUUCUGCGUCGUCGGACCAGAGUAUAUCUCGAUGACAGCGGCUGAGGCGAUGCACCCACGUAUCAUCAUCAAGACAGCAUACAAGACUGUGUACUGGCGCUUCAUCGUCUUCUUCGUUCUUGGAGCUCUUUGUGUCGGUACCGUCGUCGCCUGGGAUGACCCGACCAUCCAGGCAAUCCUGGCGGGCGAAAGUUCGAAGAAAGGCGGCGGUAGCUCUCCCUACGUGAUCGCGAUGCACAACAUGGGAAUCAAAGUCCUCCCCGACAUCGUCAACGCUCUCCUCAUUACCUCUGUUUUCUCGGCCGGAAAUACAGUCACAUACUGCGCAACCCGAUCGCUUUAUGGACUCGCCCUUGAAGGCCGUGCACCGAAGAUCCUUGCCAAAACACGUCGCGGUGUACCCAUCUACGCAUUCCUCGUCGUCAUCUGCUUCCCCUUCUUGUCAUUCUUGCAGCUCUCGAACAACUCAUCUCAAGUCCUGACUUGGCUAGUGAGCCUGGUGACGGCAGGUGCACUCAUCGACUACCUCGUCAUCUGCAUUACUUUCAUUCAGUUUUACCGCGCCUGCAAAGCCCAAGGCAUCGAUCGCCGGAAUUUCCCAUACUUCGGUUACUUCCAGCCGUACUGUGCGUACUUCGGUGCGGUGGCUAUGGUACUUGUCUUGCUUUUCUAUGGUUACACGGCGUUUGACCCUUGGAACGUCGAGACGUUCUUCCAGAACUAUACCAUGCAACUUGUUGCGCCGUGUCUCUACAUUGGAUGGAAACUGGGACACAGAACCAAAACUCUCAAGCCGAAUGAGGUUGAUCUGGUUUGGGAAAGGCCGCUCAUCGAUGCCUACGAGGCCACAUUACCGGAGGAUCCCCCUGGCUUCUGGCGAGAACUUCUCCAGAUGGUCCAAUUCAAGAAGAAGCCCGAGAUGGAGGCCACAGUCUAG